Messenger RNA from Gavia stellata (red-throated loon), 509 nucleotides. It is a transcript of the gene UBA52, whose product is annotated as ubiquitin A-52 residue ribosomal protein fusion product 1. Gene Ontology annotation, biological process: protein ubiquitination; modification-dependent protein catabolic process; translation. Gene Ontology annotation, cellular component: nucleus; cytoplasm; ribosome. The record is from RefSeq and is a predicted model, not a curated record. The coding region runs from base 52 to 438 and encodes 128 amino acids. NCBI's taxonomy places the organism in Eukaryota, Metazoa, Chordata, Aves, Gaviiformes, Gaviidae. The transcript is spliced from 5 exons. Gene Ontology annotation, molecular function: protein tag activity; ubiquitin protein ligase binding; structural constituent of ribosome.
CCGGUCGGCCCUUUUCUCAGCGGCGAGGCGGCGGACGCGAACGGUGCCAAGAUGCAGAUCUUCGUGAAGACGCUGACGGGCAAAACCAUCACCCUGGAGGUGGAGCCCAACGACACCAUCGAGAACGUCAAGGCCAAGAUCCAGGACAAGGAAGGGAUCCCCCCCGACCAGCAGCGGCUGAUCUUCGCGGGCAAGCAGCUGGAGGAUGGCCGCACCCUCGCAGACUACAACAUCCAGAAAGAGUCCACCCUGCACCUGGUGCUGCGCCUGCGGGGGGGCAUCAUCGAGCCCUCCCUCCGCCAGCUCGCCCAGAAGUACAACUGCGACAAAAUGAUCUGCCGCAAGUGCUACGCCCGCCUGCACCCCCGUGCCGUCAACUGCCGCAAGAAGAAGUGCGGUCACACCAACAACCUCCGCCCCAAGAAGAAGGUCAAGUAGAGCGGGCAGUGACGGCCCUGCCUGCGCCCCCCCCGCGCUGUCCAAUAAAGCAUCGCAGCGCUCAAACCCGC